CUACUUAAAGUUUUUUUUCUUCAAGUGAUCGUUUGUGUUUUGAUUUGUAUUUCUUGAAUUGAAAAUAAACAAUUUAUUUAUUCAAACAUAAUAUUCAACAGCAAAAUAUGAGAAAUUAUCAACUUGGAAUUGUUUUUAUUUUGUUAGCUUUUCAACAUAUUUCUGCGGAAGAACGACAUUUCCAUGAAAUUCAAAAUAUGGAAAAAGCUCAUAAAAGUAGACGCAGUGCAUCAGAUGUAUCCGAAGAUAUGAACAAAGAACCGCAGACAAAUUGUCAAAGCCGAAAUAUGCUUGGCUCUCAAAAACAGAAAGCCUCAAGUAUUGCAUUGAAAGCCGCUCAAGAAGCCAAAGCUGCAUCGAAUGCGCAAACUGCUGCCGGACAACAAGCUGCACAUCAGGUCAAAGCUCAAUUGGCUGAGAAAGCUUUACAAGCUGCAAGAGCUGCAGAAGCUGCAUUGUCAGGUAAACAAGGCAUAGUUGAGCAAUUGGAGAAAGAAGUUCGAGAAGCUGAGGAGGUUGUCCACGAAGAAACAGCUUCUAUGCAAAAUACACAAAACAAUGUAAAUGCUGCAAUGCAAGCAGCCCAACAAGCCACAACUCUGUUACGAACACUAACUCAAGCUGUACAAACUGCACAGGCAAAUGUUGGCAAUUCUGAGCAAGCUGCCUUGGGGGCACAACAAGAAUUGUCAGAAAAAACCCAAUUACUCGAAGCGGCCAAGAAUCGAGUUGAGCAACUUUUGAGGCAAUUAAGUGAAGCUCGAACAGAUUUUGCUAGCACAAAACAAGCUGCUUACAAGGCCUCUGCUUCAGCACAUGAGGCGAAAUUAAAUGCUGCUAAAAAUCGUCGUAGACGUAGAAUAAAUCGUCUCAGAAGGACUGACAUUAAAGGAGGCAAUUCAUUGGAAAACUGAAUUAAUUUACUAUUUUUGUUAAUAUAUUUUUGAGUUACAUAUAAUACAAAAUGUAGUUUUUUUGUU
Molecule: messenger RNA, 980 nt
Organism: Eupeodes corollae
Lineage: Eukaryota; Metazoa; Arthropoda; Insecta; Diptera; Syrphidae
Product: fas-binding factor 1 homolog
Exons: 2
Coding region: 108-914 (268 amino acids)
Source: RefSeq, a predicted model, not a curated record